Molecule: messenger RNA, 844 nt
Organism: Gorilla gorilla gorilla (western lowland gorilla)
Lineage: Eukaryota; Metazoa; Chordata; Mammalia; Primates; Hominidae
Product: dynamin-1-like
Exons: 2
Coding region: 203-667 (154 amino acids)
Molecular function (GO): GTPase activity; GTP binding
Source: RefSeq, a predicted model, not a curated record
UGCUGCCCAGGCUGACUGUGUACUAAUUGGAUGAUGUCUAUUAUUAUUGGUUUACUACAGUUGUUAAUAUUAUGCAAAAUAUCUUUGAUCGAUAAAGAGCUUCUCCUGGUCCUUUGGGCAUGGCUUUCUGAGGUGAAGACGACCUCUGGGAUGCUCACCCUGCCCUCUUCCCCUCUCAUCCCCAUCUGUCCCCUCUGCCACCAUGAGGAACAUUUUCAAGAGGAACCAAGAGCCUAUUGUGGCUCCUGCCACCACCACCGCCACGAUGCCCAUUGGACCCGUGGACAACUCCACCGAGAGUGGGAGUGCUGGGGAGAGCCAGGAGGACAUGUUUGCCAAACUGGAGAAGUUCUUCAAUGAGAUUAACAAGAUUCCCUACCAAGGAGUUCUAUUAUCAGAGUUGCUGUCCAACCUGUACUUGCAUGGGAACCAGAACACGCUGAUGGAGGAGUCGGCAGAGCAGGCACAGUGGCGAGAUGAGAUGCUGUGCAUGUACCACGUGCUGAAGGAGGUGCUCAGCAUCAUCGGUGACAUCAACACAACCACCAUCAGCACGCACGUGGGGGCCCGUGGACAACAACUGGCUGCAGGUGCAGAGCGUCCUUGCCAGAUGCAGGUACCAGGGCUGGCCCCCAUGGCCCCAAAGCUCCCCAGCCCCCAUGGCUGAGACUGGGGGCUCUUGGAACAGGCUCCGUGCCCAAGCUGGCAGAUGUGGGUGGUCUCUGGAGCCGUCAGGGAGCUCAUGGUUUAUGGUGUAAGGGCUGAGAGCUUGGAGGGGGUUGUGUGUGGGGCUGUACUCUGAGGUGGCCAGAGGCCCAGGAAUGUCAUCCUGGGCACGCCAUGC